Molecule: messenger RNA, 837 nt
Organism: Emiliania huxleyi CCMP1516
Lineage: Eukaryota; Haptophyta; Isochrysidales; Noelaerhabdaceae
Exons: 2
Coding region: 1-837 (278 amino acids)
Biological process (GO): regulation of transcription by RNA polymerase II; nucleosome organization
Cellular component (GO): nucleus; chromatin
Molecular function (GO): histone binding; DNA binding; ATP hydrolysis activity
Source: RefSeq, a predicted model, not a curated record
AUGAUCGAGGGCUCGGUCGAGGAGAAGAUUAUCGAGCGCGCCCAGCGCAAGCUCUACCUCGACGCCGCCGUCAUCCAGCAGGGACGGCUGGCGGACCAGUCCAAGUCGCUCUCCAAGGACGAGAUGCUCUCUAUGAUUCGCUUCGGCGCGGACGCGGUCUUCCACACCAAGGGAGGCGGCGAGCCGACCGACGAGGACAUCGAGGCGCUGCUGCUGCGGGGCGAGGAGCGCACGCGCGCGGACGAGUCCAAGCUCAAGGACCAGGCAAACUCGCUGGCCAACUUCACGCUCGACGGGCAGGAGCGGUCGAUGUACGAGCUGGACGGGCAGGACUGGUCCAAGGGGUCCGAGGCGGCGACGCAAUGGUCUCUCUCGCUGCCGAAGCGGAUCACAAAGCAAAACUACGAUGAGACGGCCCACCAGCAGCGGGCGGGGCUGCGCAUGCCGAAGCAGGUCCAGAUCCACGACUUUCAGUUCUUUGACGCGCGGCGGCUGCACGCGCUCCGCGACCAGGAGGUUGCGCACUGGCAGUGGAAGCAGGACAGGGUGCUCGCGCGGCGCGCCCGCGAGGAGGACGAGGAGGGGGACGACGAGCUGACGCGCAAGGCGUCCGCGGCGGGCGUGCCGCCGCUGAGCGACGCGGAGCUCGACGAGCGCGAGGCGCUGCUGCGCGACGGCUUCUCGAGCUGGUCGCGCAAGGACUUCAACGCGUUCGUCAAGGCGUGCGAGCGGCACGGGCGCGACGACGUCGCGUCGAUCUCGCUUGAGCUCGGCGAUCGGAGCAUCCUGUGUUCGAUCUGCAUUCCUUUCGCGAGCUCUGUCGUCCCUUUGCUGUAG